This is a messenger RNA of Tuber aestivum (summer truffle), 1655 nucleotides long. The record is from the annotation of a GenBank genome assembly. Lineage: Eukaryota; Fungi; Ascomycota; Pezizomycetes; Pezizales; Tuberaceae.
CAGCUUCUUUACUAUAUUCGGCUGGAAAUUUUGGAGAAUCAAUUUCCAUACUGGAGGAUGCAGUCAACUUAAUACCCAGUGUUGAUCUACGAUUCCUCAAACGCGAUGACCAGCAGCACAUGCUGUCGAAAAUUUCCGGCCUAGCCUCAAUUGCCGCUUCCGUUGCCCUUCAGGCCGGGAGAUCAGCCUAUGACGGUCUCAAGAUACUAGAACUUGGUCGUGGGAUAAUUAUGGGCAUUUUAAUUGACUCAAGAUCUGAUGUUUCGGACCUCAAAACUGACCACCCACUCACAUUCGCCCGAUUUCACCGUCUUCGAGUUGAGAUUGACUCGCCAGCAGAUGGAAUCAACAACACAAGUGGUGAAACACCCAAUAAAUGCCAAAAUAGUGUUAUAUCCAGACGGUGGGAUGCUGUCAAUGAGAUGGAAGAAACUCUAAGAUACAUCCGUAGUUUACCAGGCUAUGCCGGAUUCCUGCUUCCGCCUUCUCAGGAUGCACUGAUGAAAAUGGCAACCAAUGGUCCAAUCGUUGUCUUCAACUGCACCGCUUAUAGGAGCGACGCCAUAAUUGUCACCACCUCAGCUAUAACUUCCUUGCACCUUCAAAAAUUGAAGUACGAAGAAACAAGUCGCCGCAUGAAGCAAUUGGCCAGUUUUGGAGGAGGAUCCCUGGUUAAGCAAGGUCAGGAUACCAAGAAGCUGAAAGGACUCCUGCUUUGGUUGUGGGACGUAGCAGUAGGGCCCGUUAUUGACCAUCUUCAAUGGGAAGGAACCCCUUUCAGCGAGAGUGUUCACGACACCAAUUCGAGGCGGAUUUGGUGGAUCGGGGUAGGGCAAUUAAGUAUGGCGCCCUUCCAUGCUGCCGGGGAUCAUUCGCCAGGCUCAACCCGAAACACUUUAAGUCGAGCCAUCUCAACAUAUAUCCCGACAAUAAAAGCCCUCUCCUACGCACGCCAAUCACACCUCCAGCUAUUCGAUGAAUAUGGAGCUUCCUUUUCGCUGGGACGCUCCAAGAAAGCCAAAAUUCUCCAAAAACGGAAUCCUCGCUUACUUCUCGUUCCCAUGCCGAAAACGCCCGGUGCCGCUGACCUGCCGGGUGUUGGUCAAGAAAUUCAACAUAUACUUGAUUCUACGGACAAAAACUCGAUUGAGGCCACAGUUGUGGCGAAUCCAACCCCGGCAGAAGUUCUCGAGAAAGUUAAGCACCACGACAUUGUCCACUUUGCCUGUCACGGAAAGUCUUGCAUGAACCCUUCGGACAGUCACCUGGCUCUAUUUAGCCAAAAUGGAUAUAAUGCUGACAAACUCCUUGCUCGGGAUAUUUCAAAUCUGGUUGCGCAAAAUGCCCAGAUCGCAUACCUUUCGGCUUGCUCAUCCGCCAAAAACCCCUCUGCCGGGUUAGCCGACGAAGUGAUACACCUAGCCAGCGCAUUUCAACUCGCCGGAUUCACUCAUACCUUCGCAAACAUGUGGGAAACCAAUGACAAUGCGGCCUGUGAAGUUGCGAGAGACUUCUACAACAUGCUUUUCCAAAAUCGAGAAAGCGGAGAAGACGACCACCAGCGUGUCUCUACCGCUUUUUAUAAGGCUGUGAAGAAAGUCCGAGACGCUAAACCAGGCAGCCCUCUCCUAUGGGCCCCCUUCGUACACACGGGU